Molecule: messenger RNA, 363 nt
Organism: Sclerotinia sclerotiorum 1980 UF-70
Lineage: Eukaryota; Fungi; Ascomycota; Leotiomycetes; Helotiales; Sclerotiniaceae
Exons: 1
Coding region: 1-363 (120 amino acids)
Source: RefSeq, a predicted model, not a curated record
AUGAGGAGAGUUCAAAUCGAGGUCAUGUACCAUUCUGUAGAUCAUGAAAGAGCCCGUGAAGAGACCACCCGAACGACCAAACUCUUAACCAACUUGAAGAACAUUCUGAAUAGUUUCAAAGAUGUCGAUAUAUUGGGAGUCAUGUUCCAAAUGCAGCAGUACAACCUUAAUCAGCCAAAUCUUCCACAACUCCAGGCUGUCCUCCUCCCCUAUGGCCUUAAAUUUGAGAAAUGGACGCUGCACUGCAACUUUGGAUGGAUCAAAUCGGGACGACCAAUUAUCACAGAAGUCAAGGAAAAUUCCAAAAUCGACAGACAGGUUCGUAAAUAUUCUUCGUUAAGAUUCAAAAACAAAGGUUUAUAA